CGCCCUCUUCCUACUACCGUCAUGACAACUGCGGGAGUCUCUCCGACAAGCUCCCCGCGGCUUCCCAGUCCUCCUCCAUUUACUGAGGUUCAGAUUGGACCUCAGUCUCCGUCAGUUGGCGAGCCCUUUAGCAAAGACGCAGACCUGCUUGGUGUUGCAAUCGGAGGAAAUGAUGGCCCGACGCGCAGAAUCCGGCCAGGGACCAGAUCUGCCAACAUGGCAGCUGCCCCGCCAGUGAUUCCCCUUUCGCAGAUUAAUUCUCCAUCCCCGCUUCAAGAACACCUCAAAUCCCAGUACUAUGAGCUUGCAGCCCAGUACCCUAAACUUAUGGAGAAGUACGAUGUGCUUAUGGAGGAGUACAAUGAGCGGAAGCAUAAAGCAUCUGACGAUGUUGACCUGAAGAGCGAGGUUACGAAAGAGCCGACAAAACCGGAGAGCGCCGCGGAAAAACUGACAGCACCCCCGAUGGGAGUUGAGGAUAUACAUUGGAAAUACGAACUGUGCCGCUUCUUCACUAUGGAAGCUAAUCGUCUGGUGCAGGGCUUUCUGGACGAGAACCCGCCCUGCUCGGCACAGACUUGCCCUGAGAUGCGAGUCGUCGAGUGGCAGUAUAUUUGCGCGGCGCAUAGCGAACCACAACCUUGCUGCGCGAUUGACUAUUGCUGCCAUACUCUGGAUUGGGCCAUGGAUACUCUCACAUCGGCAGAUUUAUUCCCUAGCAAGCUUAAGUUAAAAUCUAAGGGUGCCGAUAAAUUGCCAGAUAUCUUUCGCCGCCUUUACCGCAUCUUCGCGCACGCAUGGUUCCGGCAUCCUGCUGUGUUUUCGAAGGUAGAAAAUGAUGGCGGUCUACCGUUUGUGUUCACUACGGUUUUGUUGGGGACUACACGAUUCCCCUUAAGGCCGGAGGACCUGAUGAAGUCGCAGCAGCCAAAAAGAAAAAAGAGGCCAAGGAAAGGAAGGAGCAAACCGAGAAAAAAAGCACACAAGGGAAAAGAAGCCGAGGAAAAACCUAUCAACAGCAGCAGCCGUUUCACUAUUCUACAGAAGGAAGGUGGAAACUCAUUUGAUACCACUGUGGAGAGUCAGGACCCGGCGCUCGUCACUGGCGCGACCGCCCGUCGCCACAAGCACAGCCCUUCAACUGGAUCGCGUGUUAACACUAUCGCAGAGGAUUCGGAGGAUUCGGAAGAGAUUACACCAUCGUCACUGCGUGAGUCCCUGAAGCAAUCGCCCGAACCGCGACCUGUUUCUGUUUUGGGAAUACAGACUAGACAGGAGGAUGUGGGAAAAUCUUCUGAAGAGUCGGUUGAAGAAUCCCAGGAACAACCACCGCAAGAACCCUAUGAGGAGCCGUCUGAAAUUCCUGAAGACCAGGAAAAGAGUGAGCAGGCUGAGCAGACUGAGCAGAAUGAGCAGGCUAGGGAACCAAUCUCUGAAGAGUCGAGUACGAAUACAGAAUCGCCCAUCGAGAAGUAUGUAACUGAAGGCGAUGAGAAUAAAACUUCCCCCGAAGAGGCAACACAAGCCGAAGAGCCCGAAGCAAAGAUCGAGGCGACACAAAAGCUUUCUGUUACCCCCGCAACCAAAUACGAGUCAGAGAAAGAGGAGUCUUGA
Messenger RNA from Penicillium vulpinum, 1614 nucleotides. Its product is annotated as Mob1 family protein. The transcript has 3 exons. Lineage: Eukaryota; Fungi; Ascomycota; Eurotiomycetes; Eurotiales; Aspergillaceae. Gene Ontology annotation, cellular component: cytoplasm. The annotation marks the transcript as partial. The record is from RefSeq and is a predicted model, not a curated record.